Molecule: messenger RNA, 888 nt
Organism: Trypanosoma rangeli
Lineage: Eukaryota; Euglenozoa; Kinetoplastea; Trypanosomatida; Trypanosomatidae
Exons: 1
Coding region: 1-888 (295 amino acids)
Source: RefSeq, a predicted model, not a curated record
AUGGCUGGCCGUGUGCUGUUGGUGUGCGCCCUCUGCGUGCUGUGCUGCGCCGCCGGCGGUGCCGGUGCGUGGGGCAGCGGCUACUGCACGGAGAGUGACUGGAAGGACUUGCGGGUCGUCGCGGAGGACAUGACGGAGGCGGAGGUUGAGGGAAAGCACUGCAGCCACAAGCCGGAGCCUCUGGGAGGGAUGCGGGCGAGUGUGCAGAAAGACGAAGGCGAAGGAGAAGAGGAGGAGACGAACGCGAGAGAUGGGAACGGGGCGAGCGGUGAGGAAGAUACGGAUGUAAAUGAAGGUGAUCUUUUGACAGACGACGGCAAGAACGGGAAAGCAACGGAUGAAGGGCCUCCUGCGAAGGGAUCGGGAGGGACAAGCCACACCCCGCCGCUGGGCAAUCGAAAGACGCAAUAUGGUGGAGUGGGGCAAACGCAUUCACCACCAUAUUCAGAAACGCCGCCACCGCCAAAGCCAACAGCCAACGGCAGGGGAGAAAGGGAGGGAAAAGACGGUCCGCCAGGUGACGCGGAUAGCACCAGGGAUCAAUCAGAGCACGGUCCUGCAGAAUUGGCGGAACCGGAACGCACGAAGAGAGCAGAAAUACCACCGCGGCGAGGAAGCUUGCCUUCAUCACCAGAAGAAGAACAGCCACCACUGCCGAGCCGACCAGAAGAAGGGCGCGGAUCCUCGACUGAUGUCAGUCAAGGAGAAACCAAUGCAGGGAAGGAGGGGCACUUGGCAGACGACAACGGUUCCGCAACGCAGCGCCCAUCGCACGUGCCGGAAAAGGGCCGCAUGAGAAACAGGCAGCGGAAGGAGACCCAGAGCAGAGACACCAAGGCAACCCUUUACACCCACAACCGCACACGGAGGGCACUCAAAAUAAGCUGA